AUGUCCAGUCAACCUCUCCUCCAAACAGCCCCAGGCAAACGCAUCGCGCUCCCCACGCGCGUCGAGCCCAAGGUCUUCUUCGCCAACGAGCGCACCUUCCUCUCAUGGCUCAACUUCACCGUCAUCCUGGGCGGUCUGGCCGUCGGCCUGCUGAACUUCGGCGACCGCGUCGGGCGCAUCUCCGCCGGCCUGUUCACCGUCAUCGCCAUGGCCUCGAUGAUCUAUGCCCUGGUUACGUUCCACUGGCGGGCGCAGAGUAUUCGGAAACGGGGUUCGACGGGCAUUGAUGAUCGGUUUGGGCCGACGGUGUUGGCGUUGUCGUUGUUGGCGGCGGUUAUUGUGAAUUUUGUGUUGAGGAUGAAGGAGUAG
Messenger RNA from Aspergillus melleus, 369 nucleotides. RefSeq names its product putative vacuolar transporter chaperon Vtc1 (gene nrf1). The record is from RefSeq and is a predicted model, not a curated record. The transcript has 2 exons. Bases 1 to 369 code for a protein of 122 amino acids. Gene Ontology annotation, cellular component: fungal-type vacuole membrane; vacuolar transporter chaperone complex. Lineage: Eukaryota; Fungi; Ascomycota; Eurotiomycetes; Eurotiales; Aspergillaceae.